Messenger RNA from Cebus imitator (Panamanian white-faced capuchin), 1991 nucleotides. Its product is annotated as carbonic anhydrase 5B, mitochondrial. Lineage: Eukaryota; Metazoa; Chordata; Mammalia; Primates; Cebidae. The transcript is spliced from 8 exons. Gene Ontology annotation, cellular component: cytoplasm; mitochondrion. The record is from RefSeq and is a predicted model, not a curated record. Gene Ontology annotation, molecular function: carbonate dehydratase activity; zinc ion binding. Bases 128 to 1081 code for a protein of 317 amino acids.
GGGACCAAUGAGUUUGAGGAACAAGAGUGGCUAAACUGUUGACUCUCAUCUGCCCUCCCUCCCUCCACCUCAGGGUUAUUAGGUUCCUGCAACUUAACUGGGAACUGUUCAAGAUUUCAAACUCAAGAUGGUGGUGAUGAACAGCCUGAGGGUCAUUCUUCAAGCAUCUCCAGGCAAAUUGCUGUGGAGAAAGUUCCAGAUUCCAAGAUUCAUGCCAGCCAGGCCCUGCAGCCUCUAUACUUGUACUUACAAAACCCGGAACCGAGCCUUGCAUCCACUGUGGGAGAGCACGGACCUGGUUCCUGCGGGUGAUCGACAGUCACCCAUCAACAUCCGGUGGAGGGACAGUGUUUAUGAUCCUGGCUUAAAACCACUCACCAUCUCUUAUGACCCAGCCACCUGCCUCCACAUCUGGAAUAACGGGUACUCUUUCCUUGUGGAAUUUGAAGAUUCUACAGAUAAAUCAGUGAUCAAGGGAGGACCCCUGGAACACAACUACCGAUUGAAGCAGUUCCAUUUUCACUGGGGAGCCAUCGAUGCCUGGGGCUCCGAGCACACUGUGGACAGCAAAUGCUUCCCAGCAGAGCUGCACUUAGUUCAUUGGAAUGCAGUCAAAUUUGAAAACUUUGAGGAUGCAGCACUGGAAGAAAAUGGUUUGGCUGUGAUAGGAGUAUUUUUAAAGCUAGGCAAACAUCAUAAAGAGCUACAGAAAUUAGUGGAUACUUUGCCAUCAAUUAAGCACAAGGACACCCUUGUGGAAUUUGGAUCAUUUGACCCUUCCUGCCUGAUGCCUACCUGCCCAGAUUACUGGACCUACUCAGGGUCUCUGACUACUCCACCCCUCUCUGAGUCUGUCACCUGGAUCAUUAAGAAGCAGCCAGUAGAGGUUGAUCAUGAUCAGCUUGAGCAAUUUCGGACCCUGCUUUUCACUUCCGAGGGGGAGAAGGAGAAAAGAAUGGUGGACAACUUCCGCCCCCUUCAGCCACUGAUGAAUCGCACUGUCCGUUCAUCCUUCCAGCACGAUUAUGUGCUGAACAUACAAGCGAAACCCAAGCCGGCGACCAGCCAAGCAACCCCCUAAAACGUUCAUACCUAGGCAGUAUUUUGCCUUUGCUUUAAUAUACACUAGCUUACUAAAAAUUGUUAACUAGACUAUUCUAAAUACCUGCAUUUGAUAAUAUUUACAAAUGUGCAUUUCUUAGCAUGUGAGUGCUUCAUCAGUCUUUGAGCAAAGCUAUUCGGUACCAGCAAGAGACACAAGUUUCUCUUACAGCUACCUGUUGGUAAUUGUAAUGCCUUUUUUGGUCUCACUUUGUUGCCCAGGCUAGAAUGCAGUGGCCCAAUGACAGCUCACUGCAGCCUUGAACUCCUAGGCUUAAGCAGUCCUCCUGCCUUAGCCUCUGCAGUAGCUGGGGCUACAGGUGCUGACCACCUGGCCCCGCUUGUAAUAUCUUUUUAUAUCUGACAUUUUUGAGCUAUCUUUUUAUGUUUAUCCAUUAGUGGUUCUAUAGUGCUAUAUGUAGGGAUUAUAAUCAAAAUUUUUAACAAGUGGUAAGGCAUAGACAUUGACCAGAACUCAGGCCUUUCAGAAACAGCCUGUGGGCCCAGACUGGUGCUUCCUGGCUGAACAUGAGUCAUGGUUUAGGCGUAUUUUAUUUCAUAACAUGAAUGUGUAUUCUUUCAUAAGGGCUUCUCAAUGAGUAUAUUUGCCCCAGUCUUUAAUUGUUAUAAGGACAUGAUAUGUUUACUUACUAUCAAUUUACGAUGUAGAAAAAAACAAGGACUUUUCCUAUAUCCAGAAAUACCUUUGCACUUCUGAAGAUCAGAUAUUUUACUUAAAGGUCUGAUCAUAUAGAAAAUACAUGCAGAACAUUUUAAAGAAAAUGCUUGGCCAAGUGCGGUGGCUCAUGCCUGUAAUCCCAGCACUUUGGAAGGCUGAGGCGGGUGGAUUACUUGAGGUCAAGAGUUCGAGACCAGCCUGGCCAACAUGA